CGGCUGCAUUUUUCCAUGCCACCGGCCCUGCCGACGCCCUCUGCAGACUGCGGCUUAAGAGAACGAGAGUAUGCCGCGUUCAACAUCAUCGGAGGAGCUCCAGCGCUUCCAGGAGAGUUCCCCUGGCAGGUUUCAGUGCGCAAGAUGUCGGCCAUGGGUUCAAGGCACCACUGUGGAGGAGCACUGCUUACGGAUCGAUGGGUACUCACAGCGGCCCACUGCGUCGUCAAUUCCGUGGGCCGCACAGCUUCCCCGGCGGAGCUCCUCGUGCGCGUUGGCGAGUACGACCAGAGGCGACCCGAAGGCAGCGAGGUGCAGGUGCGAGUGACGCACGUGCUCCCGCACCCGGGCUACGGCCGGUUGCAGCGCGACCUGGCACUGCUGCGGCUCGCUAAGCGACUCCGCCGAUCGGGCCACGUUCGGCCCGCUUGCCUGGCGCCCGCGUCCCUGCGGCCCCUGUCGAACCUGAGCUGCGCCGUGUCCGGCUGGGGCAACGAGCGCACGCAGGGUACCACGGCCUACAGCCUGAACAAGCUUCGUGUGCCGCUUCGGCCGCUCAAAGAAUGCUACUCCAUCUACGACGUGCCCAUCGGCAAGUGGCAUCUGUGCGGCGGAAGACCCGGAAGGGGAGUGUGUUACGGUGACUCCGGUGGUCCGCUAUCGUGCCAGCUAUCGGACGGUCGCUGGUACGUGCUGGGAGUGGCGUCGUUCGGUUCCGGCUGCGCCCGGGCAUCCUACCCGGACGUGUACACAAGAGUCCACCACUUCACUGGAUGGAUACGAGACACCAUCGCUGCUUACACGCGUCCUGCGAGAAGAGGACUCGAUGCACCGGUUCUGGGCCGCGCGAAAGGACGACGAACUGGGGGCUAUAAAUCGGAGUCCCGCGCCAGUCUGCGCGCUCCUCCCGACAUGGCGGUCUGCAUGGCGACACCACUGACGGUCCUGCUGGUGACCGCCGCGCGGUUUCUCCUGCUGGCUCAGGCACAGUCCACGCACAGCUGUGGAGUAAGCUUGCUGAACGAGAAGAAUAUUGAGCGCAUCGUUGGAGGACAGCCCGCCGACGCCGGGGAGUGGCCAUGGCAGGUGUCCCUUCGCAAAGCUGGCCGUGACGGAAGGACGCGUCACUUCUGCGGCGGCGGGCUAAUCAGCGACCAGUGGGUGGCCACGGCGGCACACUGCGUGGUCACGCAGUUCGGCGGCGUGAUCCAGCCUGCGAGCACCAUCAAGGUGCGUGUGGGCGAGCACGACCAGAGCGUGCUCGAAGGCGAAGAGAUCCAGGUGAACGCGCGCCAGAUCUUCAAGUACCACGGCUACCAGGGCUACAACAACGACAUCGCGCUCAUCAAGCUCGCCAAAAGGGUGCGCCUCAGCCGACGCGUACGGCCUGUCUGCCUGCCGCACCGCGACGAAGUCUUCGAGGGGAAAAACUGCGUCUCCACGGGAUGGGGAGCCACCACAUCGGGAGGUGGUGCCCCGUCGACGGUGCUUCGAGAGGUGAGCGUGCCGGUGUACAACAACAAUGUGUGCUACGGGCCCUACGCGCGCAAGUUCCGCAUCAACAUCCGCAACUGGCACCUGUGCGCCGGUGCCUUGGAAGGAGGCCGAGGAUCCUGUUAUGGCGACUCGGGCGGCCCGUUCCAGUGCAAACGCGCCGACGGCAGCUGGGUGCUGGCCGGCUUAGUGUCCUUCGGCUCAGGCUGCGCGCAUCGGGACUACCCCGACGUCUACACCAGGGUGACCGAGUACCUGGACUGGAUCGCCAAGACGACGGGCGGCGUUGUCAGCAGUUGAUGGCCACGAUAAAGACCUUAUCAACACAGGCGGAUGCCCCGGACAUGGAACGCCCACAAGAAAGCCACAGUACUUUUCCCCAAAAGCCACGCAGCGAGAUGCGCAUACAACAAGAGAAGAGGCUUAAAAUGAUAAAACGAGGAACUUCCGUGCUUCUGACAGAAAUAAAGACCACCAUUUUGUUUGA
Messenger RNA from Dermacentor andersoni, 1981 nucleotides. The record is from RefSeq and is a predicted model, not a curated record. Lineage: Eukaryota; Metazoa; Arthropoda; Arachnida; Ixodida; Ixodidae.